Molecule: messenger RNA, 1390 nt
Organism: Ogataea polymorpha
Lineage: Eukaryota; Fungi; Ascomycota; Pichiomycetes; Pichiales; Pichiaceae
Exons: 1
Coding region: 145-789 (214 amino acids)
Molecular function (GO): peptidyl-tRNA hydrolase activity
Source: RefSeq, a predicted model, not a curated record
CCACCCCGUAAAUGUCUGCCUCUUCCGUAGCAUCUGCAACGAUCUUGGCACUGGAAAAUGGAUUCAUCUGAGCCAAAAGAACGAUUGCUUAAGAUACAAAAUAAAUUAAAGAUUAUUUUACCCUGUCUGACUAAUCUUUUUACGAUGCUCUCGUUUCUGCAUUUUGCAAGAAAGGCAUCCUCUCUAACAAGAAUAGCCGCCCCAAACGAUAAACCUGUGCUAAUCCUGGUGGCAUCCAUAGGUAAUCCCGAAACCCAGUACCACGGGACCCGUCACUCGGUUGGUCAUCUGAUAUUGAAAAAAUUAUGCGAGUCUCAAGGUUUUUCCCAGAUGAAGCAGAUAAAUGGGUUCAAGUUCGGAUGCAACACAAACAAGCCAGACGUGCUCCUGUACGAGACUCCGGGGUUCAUGAAUCUAAGCGGGAAAAACCUCGCCAAGCCCUGGAAGGCUCUCAUGGCGCAGCCUCAGUGGAACCCGGUGCUCGUGGUGCUCCACGACGAGCUGGAUCUGGACCUGGGGAAAGUGCGCGUGCGAAAGCAAAACUCUUCGGCACGCGGGCAUAAUGGCCUAAAAUCUAUCCAGCAGCACAUUGGCAAAGGCUACAACGCCAUACAAAUCGGCAUCGGAAGAGAUUCCCAGAGAGAGAAAGAUCCGGACGCCGUGUCCAGGUACGUGCUGUCUAAAUUUAGUGCGCAGGAGGCGGAACAACUCCACCAGCAGGUAGUGCCUCAAGUGGCUGCCAUAAUUGAAGAGAUGCGGCAACACAAGCAUAUUUUUGAAACCUUGUGAUUACAUAAUCCGCACGACUCGCUGGGGUAAGUGCGGAGUAGCAUGGAGGCAUGAUGAUGAUGAUUGUGGGGUGACCUGAGAUAUAUAUAGAGAGAGUGUUGGGAAUGCAAAAUUUGUAGGCAUGUUCAAAUUAGCAGCUGGCCGUACCCUCAAGGAAAGUUCAAGGGGACUCCUCAGACAACCAUCUACAUCUCUUCUCCGCCACUACUCCCUAGCAGACAGGCAGGGUGUCCUUAGACUAGAGGAGCUGAUGCUCCAAUGUCACGCAUACCCGGACCUUAGAACCAAGGCAUACGACGCAUUCAAAGUAGUGGACAAGGCGAUCACGGUAGCAGACAAGCGUGCCAAUUCAUUCUUCUUUGACAGAUAUUCGGCCAUCACAAGUUUCAUGUUCAGCGUGCUGUUCACGAGGGAGAUACUCCGCAAGCCGAAUAAGGAGGUUGUUGACCAAUUUCUGGAUUCUAUCGCGCUACACGACAUCGACUUCCAGCUAGAGGAUGUCAAACUGGUAAUCCAAUAUCUGGGCACAAUCAAACGAUUGCUGUGAAUGAUCACAUAUGACGACAUAUACUACUUAUUUAUUUAACUGAAUUUCCAUCUA